Condylostylus longicornis is the source of this 552-nucleotide messenger RNA. RefSeq names its product lysozyme C-like. NCBI's taxonomy places the organism in Eukaryota, Metazoa, Arthropoda, Insecta, Diptera, Dolichopodidae. The transcript has 2 exons. Bases 1 to 444 code for a protein of 147 amino acids. The record is from RefSeq and is a predicted model, not a curated record. Gene Ontology annotation, molecular function: lysozyme activity.
AUGAAAAAGAUAACAAUAUUUUUGUUAGCUUGUGUUUUCUAUACUGUUAACGCAAAAGUAUUUCAACGUUGUGAAUUGGCUAGAACACUUUCACAUUGGGGUGUUUCCAGACAAGAUAUUUUAGAAUGGGUUUGUAUUGCUGAAUUUGAAAGUUCCUUUAAUACUAGAGCAAUUAAUCAUAACAAUGUUGAUGGAAGUUGGGAUUGGGGUCUCUUUCAAAUAAAUGAUCGUUACUGGUGUGACGGUGGUAAACCGACUUCUAAUGGCUGUGGAGUAAAUUGCAGAAAAUUUUUGACUGAUGAUAUAGGUGCAGCUUUCAAUUGUGCUCGUAAAAUAAAGAAUGCUCACCAUUAUGAUCAUAAUGGAUUUGGUGCUUGGGUCGCAUGGAGAAACCAUUGCCAAGGUUGGGUACCAAGUAAACAACAAACUCAACAUUGUUUUUAAUACCAUCAUAGUAGCACAUUCAUGUAAAUGAAUUCGAUAUACUUAUUCUAAAUGUUUUAGAAUUACUUUUGAAAUAUAAACGCAAAUAAAUUUUUAUUUCAAAAUGUU